Molecule: messenger RNA, 951 nt
Organism: Beta vulgaris subsp. vulgaris (sugar beet)
Lineage: Eukaryota; Viridiplantae; Streptophyta; Magnoliopsida; Caryophyllales; Amaranthaceae
Exons: 3
Coding region: 1-951 (316 amino acids)
Source: RefSeq, a predicted model, not a curated record
AUGGAAGAUGCAAGUGCUACCUUUCUGACCGAAGGCAUAUCUGAUCAUUUCCCAUGUAUUAUCAAUCUGGAUAAUACUAUUCUUAGAAGGGCUAGAUCCUUCAAGUACUGUAAUAUGUGGAGUAUGGCUGAGGAAUUUAUGGACAUUGUAGAUGAAUAUGGGCAGCAAAAUGUGUCAGAAAAUGAAACUUUGAUGGCUUUGACAAAGUUAACUACAAUUCAGACUGAAAUACACACUGAGCCUCUAAAUCUAGACCUUCAUCACCAAGAAGAAGCAGCUAUGCAGGAGUAUCAAAGGCUUAAUAAGGAAAAGAAGAAUGCAGAUCAGUUGUAUAGAAUUCAAAAUGUUGCUGAUGUUUGGAAGGAAGAUAGUCAAGGAAUUGAAGAAGCUUUUGUGCAAUACUAUGAAGGUCUUUUGGGGACUGAUGACAACACAUGUUACAGUGUGAGUGAGAGCAUUGUUAAAGAAGGCCCUAUCCUUACUUCUGAGCAUCAACAUAAAUUUUGUGUCCCUUUCACUGAAGCUGAUGUGAAGGCAGCUGUAUUUGAUAUUGAUGAUACAACAGCUGCAGGCCCUUAUGGCUAUUCUAGUAACUUUAUAAAGAAAGCCUGGGAUAGAAUUGGGAAUGAUAUUAGUCAAGCUGUGUUGAAUUUCAUCCACUUUAGAAAAAUUUUAAAACAAAUCAAUGCAACUACUUUGUGCUUAGUGCCUAAAUGUGAGCGACCUCAAAAUGUUACUCAAUUCAGGCCCAUAGCUUGUUGCAAUGUCAUCUAUAAAGUCAUAUCAAAGAUUACUUGUUGUUCAAGGUUGAAUGAAGUGCUACCUGUUUUCGUGGAUCAAUUGCAGAGUGCCUUCAUAGAGAAGAGAAUGAUUAUGCAUAAUAUCCUAAUUUGCCAGGAUAUGCUGAAGCAAUACAUAGAAGUAGAAGCCUGCCUUCCAGGUGUACAAUGA